CGCGUUAUUUUAUUUGGCGUGCAUAUAUGCUCCUCCAAACCCUACUCUUUCUCUGUUUUCCAAUGGAGGAACCGGCGAUCUCACCGGAGAGACCCUUCCGGCUCUUCUCCUCCACCAAAUGCAAACCCAAACCCCUUCCUCCUCCUCCUCCUCCUCCUCCUCCUCAAACCCUAAACCCUAACCUUCCUACACCACCCCCCAAUCCCACCCCCUUGAUCGACGCCGACCACGGCGACUCUGAUCCCGAUCCCGAACCCUCCGCCGCCGCGGGGGGCGGCGCCGUCUCCUUCUCCGGCCUCGGCCUCGCCGAGUGGGCCGUCGCUACAUGCCGCGAGCUCGGGAUCCGGCGCCCCACCCCGGUCCAGCUCCGCUGCAUCCCCCGCAUCCUCGCCGGCGACGACGUCCUCGGCAUCGCCCAAACGGGGAGCGGCAAAACCGCGGCGUUCGCCCUCCCCAUCCUCCACCGCCUCGCCGAGGACCCCUUCGGCGUCUUCGCCCUCGUCCUCACCCCCACGCGCGAGCUCGCGAGCCAGCUCGCUGAGCAGUUCCGGGCCCUGGGCUCGCCGCUCAACCUGCGCUGCAUGGUCGCCAUCGGAGGGUUCGACUCCAUCGGCCAGGCGCGGGGCCUGGCGAGGCGGCCGCACGUCGUGAUUGCGACACCCGGGAGAAUCAGGACGCUUCUUGAGGACGAUCCCGAUAUUGCUGCUGUUUUUUCCAGGACCAAGUUCCUAGUGUUGGAUGAAGCAGAUAGAGUUUUGGAUGUCAAUUUUGAGGAGGAGCUUCGGGUGAUAUUUCAAUAUUUACCCAAAAAUCGGCAAACUUUAUUGUUUUCAGCAACAAUGACGGAUAAUCUGCGGUCAUUGCUUGAGAUUUCCGCAAACAAGUCUUACUUCUUUGAAGAAUAUGAAGGGUUUAAGACAGUUGAAUCUUUAAAACAACAGUACCUUCAUAUCCCUCCAGAUGGAAAGGAGCUUUAUCUUUUCCAUAUUUUGUCGAAAAUGGAGGACAAGGGCAUCCGUUCUGCCAUAGUAUUCGUUUCUACUUGCAGGACUUGUCAAUUUCUAGGUUUGUUAUUGGAAGAACUUGAUCAAGAUGCAGUUGCUCUGCACUCUCAUAAGUCUCAGUCUUUAAGACUUGCCUCGCUUCAGCAAUUUAGGUCUGGUCGGGUUCGUAUUUUGCUUGCUACUGAUGUAGCCAGCCGUGGCUUGGAUAUUCCAACGGUUGACCUUGUAAUCAACUAUGAUGUUCCAAGGUAUCCACAGGACUAUGUCCAUCGUGUGGGACGUACUGCAAGGGCUGGCAGAGGGGGACAGUCUAUAAGCUUUGUUACUGAGAGGGAUGUAGAUCUUGUUCAUGAGAUAGAGGAUGUUACUGGAAAGCAAUUGGAAGCGCAUGAAUGCGAGGAGAAAAAGGUUCUUGAAGAUAUUACCAAGGUGUUCAAGGCCAGACGAGUUGCGAAAAUGAAGAUGUUAGAUGAGGGGUUUGAAGAACGAGUACAGACAAGGAAAGAGCAGAAGCUAAAGACUUUAGCGGAUAAAGGCUUGUUGAAGAAGCGGAAACGAAAGGCUUAAGAACAAAGCCUAUGGGAACCCUUGGCAUUGUAGAAAGAGGAGUUCCCAUCGCGGUCUAGUUAAGAUUAACAAGAAAUAGAAAAGAAAGGCCCUAUCUGUUGCAGUGGAGGGUCUUACAAAUUUUGGUUUAAGUUAAUACAAUGUAUUUUAUUGAGGCAAAACUGUAAAUUUACGGUAAACAAUAUGGUUUGAUGAUUGUUAUGAUUUAUUUAAUCAAAAUUGCCACUUGUGUACUAAGUGGAUAUAAAUAUGUAUUUUUAUUUAUUUAUUUCUUUUGAGGGACAACUCUAACACGGAUAUCAAACUAUCAUAGGAUAUGCUGAUUUUUUAUGAAUUAA
Messenger RNA from Ananas comosus (pineapple), 1909 nucleotides. RefSeq names its product DEAD-box ATP-dependent RNA helicase 36. The record is from RefSeq and is a predicted model, not a curated record. Lineage: Eukaryota; Viridiplantae; Streptophyta; Magnoliopsida; Poales; Bromeliaceae. Bases 27 to 1571 code for a protein of 514 amino acids. The transcript is spliced from 6 exons. Gene Ontology annotation, molecular function: nucleic acid binding; ATP binding; RNA helicase activity.